AUGAAGCUAUGGCGCCAGCUUUCUGUACGGAGCUCUCAAGACGACUUUGAGAAUUUUCACGAGGACUCGAUGUGCUGCUCGGCUGUGUUUUUAAAACGUGACUUCGACAUUUGCCGGGAGGCGACUACUACCAGUGCUGCAUUUGCUUCCUUCGUCGGAAGCAAGCCAACUGAACUGGUAGAGCAUCUCGUGCGCUAUCAUGCCAGCACGUACGAGGACGAGUUUAGCUCCGUUCAGCGACGCAAAGGGAGUCUGGACUUGUACAUUAAAGGCGAUGAUUUCUCGUGCAAUGUCUACUACUGGCUCGACUGGAUUAUCAUGGAAAACCGAGAGUUGGGCAUAUGCGAAAAGAUUAAGACGCGGAAGUACACGAACCUGAAACCAUUGAGUGUCAACACGCUGAACAAGUACAUGAUUGAGCUAGAGACAGUCGUACAGGCUUCUAUCAAGACCCAACUCGAAUGA
Molecule: messenger RNA, 465 nt
Organism: Phytophthora nicotianae INRA-310
Lineage: Eukaryota; Oomycota; Peronosporomycetes; Peronosporales; Peronosporaceae
Exons: 2
Coding region: 1-465 (154 amino acids)
Source: RefSeq, a predicted model, not a curated record